Molecule: messenger RNA, 3770 nt
Organism: Drosophila erecta
Lineage: Eukaryota; Metazoa; Arthropoda; Insecta; Diptera; Drosophilidae
Product: rho GTPase-activating protein gacU
Exons: 9
Biological process (GO): positive regulation of mRNA splicing, via spliceosome; alternative mRNA splicing, via spliceosome; sex determination
Cellular component (GO): spliceosomal complex
Molecular function (GO): RNA binding
Source: RefSeq, a predicted model, not a curated record
CACCCAGAACCAAUAGCAUAAAUUGCCCGACACACGCGAAACGUGCACACUGCUUUGUUGUUGCCCAAGGAGGAAAGUCGCGCAGUGAAUUUUUUUCUGUACCAACAACAACAACAACUCUAUCAACUCUUCAACUACUACAACAACUACAACAGCGCGCCUACAAGAACAGCAAAAAUAAGCACACACUAAGAGAAAAAACCCAUAGGACUUAAGAGAGGAAAGCAGAGUGUGCGUGCACACAUGUAAAAAGAACACAAAAGAGCAACAGCAAUAUUAGUACAACACAAGAAAGUUGAACAGAGGCAGAAGAGAAGCAGCAGGAAAACAACAACAACGACAGCAGCAGGCCAGCUGAGAGCGCUGAGCGCCAAAACAAUUGAAAGUCGAGGAAGAGAUCGAUCGAAUCGAUCAUCGUUCUUAGCCUCAACUCAACUAAACUCCAACUCACCUCAUCAUCCUUUUCCCUUAAAACCAAAACUCACCUUCGAUCGAGGGUGUAACUUUUGUUGAUUCGAAAAACACACUCGCAACUCUCAGGAUAUGUACGGCAACAAUAAUCCGGGUAGUAACAAUAAUAACGGUGGUUAUCCCCCAUAUGGCUACAACAACAAGUCGAGCGGUGGGCGUGGAUUUGGCAUGUCCCAUUCUCUGCCAUCCGGAAUGGAUACAGAAUUUUCAUUUCCAAGUUCCUCGUCGCGUCGCGGUUACAAUGAUUUCCCCGGCUGCGGCGGCAGCGGCGGAAAUGGUGGGAGUGCCAAUAAUCUUGGGGGCGGCAACAUGUGCCACCUGCCGCCGAUGGCCAGCAACAAUUCGCUGAAUAACCUCUGCGGACUGUCGCUGGGCAGCGGCGGUAGCGAUGAUCUCAUGAACGAUCCCCGGGCAAGCAACACCAACCUGAUUGUCAACUACUUGCCCCAGGACAUGACCGAUCGCGAGCUGUACGCCCUUUUUAGAGCCAUUGGACCCAUCAACACGUGCAGAAUCAUGCGAGACUAUAAGACUGGCUACAGUUUUGGUUAUGCUUUCGUGGAUUUCACAUCGGAAAUGGACUCGCAGCGUGCCAUUAAAGUACUGAAUGGCAUCACAGUACGCAACAAGCGGCUCAAGGUUUCCUACGCUCGUCCCGGAGGAGAAUCGAUCAAGGACACCAAUCUGUAUGUGACCAAUCUGCCGCGUACCAUAACCGACGAUCAGCUGGACACGAUCUUCGGCAAGUACGGUUCCAUUGUGCAGAAGAACAUCUUGCGUGACAAGCUCACAGGUCGUCCUCGUGGUGUGGCCUUUGUUCGGUACAACAAGCGUGAGGAGGCCCAGGAGGCCAUAUCGGCACUGAACAACGUAAUACCCGAGGGCGGAUCGCAGCCGCUGUCCGUCCGGUUGGCCGAGGAGCACGGCAAGGCGAAGGCGGCCCACUUUAUGUCGCAGAUGGGCGUGGCUGCGCCGAAUGUCCCACCGCCGCCACCACCACCGCCACCACAUAUGGCCGCCGGAUUCAACAAUAUGGUGCACAGAGACGGAGCUAUGGAAAAAUUACGCUCAUUAUUCGAUGCUAUAUGCGAUGCUAUCUUUGGUCUCGAUAGCGAUAACUUUGCCGAUUUGCUUGACGGAUUGUACCGCAGGAAGUACCAUUAUCCUUACUUAUAAUUGACACCGCAACAGCAGCAGCAACUACUACAACAUCAGCAGCAGGCGUUGGGCUUCAACAGUAGCUCCAAUAAUAGUAUUGGCAAUGGUAAUGGCAACGAGAGCAACAUGCUACUUUACCACCAGCAAUACCAUCAACAACAACCACAACAACAGCGCCUGGGCAAUGUUGCUGCUCACAAUAUAAGUCCAAAUGGAAGCAAUAAUAACAUUAACACGACGAACGCCAAUAACAUUAACUUCAAUACAAUACGUCAGAAUGGAGUUGCUGCUCUUCACUAUCUGCAGGAGCAAUUGCAAUUGCAACAACCGCAGGAUCAACAAUCACAGCAACAGCAACCAUUGACUAUGCCAUCUUCGCCGCCGUUUCAACAACAAUCACGCCAAUCACACCACAAUGGCAGCAGUAGCAGUCUUGGCAAUCAGUUGCUUGCCGUAAGCAACAACAAUAGCUUCAAUAAUAAUUCCAAUCACUCCAAUAGUUUUUCUGGCAAUUACACCAACGGUAGCACAUUCACCAGUAACGGUGCCAUUAGCAGUAGUAACUUCACCAACAACCCCACAAGCAGUGGCCACUUUGCCAAUAAUUCGGCGGGCAGCAGCAACUUCACCAACCAUCUUUCUGGCAGCAGCAAUUACACAAACAGCAACGGAAACUUUACCAGUAAUGCAGCUAGCAGCAGCAACUUUGUGAACAGUGCAGCUAGCAGCAGCAGCUUCUCCAGCAAUGUAGCCGGCAGCAGCAACUUCUCCAGCAAUGCAGCUAGCAGCAGCAAUUACAACAAGAACUGUAGCAGCAACGUUGUUGGAAACAGCAAUACCGACAGCUGUAGCAAACACACCAACAACACUAAUAAUCACCACACAUCGCCGCAGCACGACUUCAGUUUUAAUAUGUCGACGACUGAACAAGAACUGCAUCAGCAGACACUCAAGUUGCAACAGCUGCAUCUUAGCAACAGCUUCAACACCACCACAGCAGCAUCAACAACAUCAGCGGCAGCAUCAACUUCCACUUCAACAACGGCAACGGCAUCAUCCACAAACUCCGCAAAUGUCGGAUUCUUAUGGCGUACAUAACCAGAGAGUUGAGAAGCGUAUGAUGAAGGCAAUCUUCAAAUUAUAAAUUAUAUAUAAAAAAUUUAUAUAUACAUAACUAUGAAUACCUUAUAUUGAUCAUCGUAGUAUCAGCAUCCAUCGAAACCAUAUACAACAACCCAAAUUUUUAUGUUCUCAAACCACAAGAAUUAAUUUACUAUUUUUUUUUUCUAUGUUCCUCACUUUAACCCUUAUGUUGUAGUUGGUUUUUGUGCUUUUUUUUUGGAGGAAUCUUUUUUUUCUUUUUGUAACUAGCACUAAGGCAAGACACGUAUAUGUAUACAAAUCAUAAAUAAUUAUAUAUAUUCAUAUAUAUAUAUAUAGAAUGGGAAAUCGACGAAGAUCUUUUUUUGCUUAAAUUUAGAGAAAAAACCUAUGAGAAAUACAUUUUUUUGUCACAUAUUUAUAACGUAUAAUCAUAACGAAAAACGUCAAAAUAUAUUAUGCAAACACACACAUAUAUAUCUAUAAUAUAUAGCAUACUUAUAGGCGUGAUGACAUAAGCUCCGAUUGUUUUUUUUUCUCUGUCUGAAACUGAUUUUUUUGGCGCGAACUAUGCCGCAACAACGUACACGGCCAUCGUGUAUGUUUAUAGCUGAAGUUAAUCCAGAUAUAUGAAUACAUAUUAUUUUUUUCAUAAUUUAUAAAUCCAAUUUUUUUGUCUAUAUUAUACGUAACGAAAUGGCUAAAAUGACUGGACAUGCUCAAGUUUUCAGGCUGUUUAUUCAUACAUAUAAAACGAAAGCAAACAACUUAGCUAGAAGUAUGCUUGAGUAGGAGUAGGAGAAAGAGAAUCAGACAAAAUUACAAUACAAACCCAAUUUUUUUCAUAGCUAUAAUGAAUAUGUUUUUUUUUUCAAUAAGUAUAAAUACUUUUUUUGAAAUCCAUUUUUUUUAUUAGUUUAUUUUACGAAACAACUUGAGCAUGUAACAGCAAGAAAAACAAAAAGUAACAUUCAAGAAGCGACUAACAAAGAAACGUGAUAAAUAGCCCGUCAAAACGAAAAUCAGAGGAAACCGAAUGG